CAUCAAAUUCACGCGACAGAGCUCAGAGAGGACCCGAAAGGUUUACACUUCGACAUGGAUUCAAAGAAACACCGCAGAAUCAGAUCUAAUUCACGUUCCCGGUACCGGUCCAAUACCUCUCGGAGUAGAAGUCGUUCCCCCGAAGGAAAGAGGGGCAGAAGUUGUUCGAGGGAAAAGAAAUAUUGCAAAAGGGCCUCAAAAAGAUCGCGAUCCGAGAGCAGUGGCUCGCGGAGUAGUUCGGUUUCUGGGACGGAGCACCGGUCCAGAGACAGAAAACCUACUUCUGCUGAGCGGCACCAGUACCAUUCGAAAAGUGACUCUGGUGGUUCCGAGAGAAGGGUCCGGAAACAAGGGGGGCAACGGUUGAAAGAGCGAGGGCCCUCUAAAUAUCGAUCCAGUUCUGAAUCGGAAGAUGAACAGGGGGAAAAAAAGAAGAACAAGAAAAAGAAGAGGCAAAGAGAUGAGAAACGGGGCGGGAAGGGGAGGGGGGAGAGCCGGAGCCCUUCCCGCUCGCCCUCGGAAUCCAGCCCGGAGAGAGGGAAGGGGAGGGCGCGGGACGGAGAGAGCAGCGACGGAGGGAGGAAGAAGAAGAGCAGCGUGCCCCGGGGGAGCCGGAGCCGGAGCCCCAGCGGGAGCCCCAGCAGGGAGAGACUGAGGAGGGAGGAGGGCUCGCAGGACAGGGGGCGGAGGAGGAGCGCCGAGAGGGCCAGGGGGCGGAGGAGCCGCGACCGCGAGGACAGGAGGCGGAGGAGGAGUCGAGACGGGGAGGGGAGAGGACGCGGGAGCAGAGAGCGGGAGCGGGGCGGGGAGCGGAGCAGGAGCCGGACCAGAGACCGCGAGCGGGACCGGGACCGGGACCGGGACCGGGGCGGGGAGACCAGCAGGAGGCGCUCCAGCUCGCGCUCCUCGGUCACGUCGCAGUCCUCCGAUUCGAGCGACGGGGGCGCCCGGGGGCGGGACGGCGGGCUCUCGGUCCGAGACGAGCAGAAGAAGAGGAAGGAGAUGCUGAAGGCCCUGGAGACGCCCGAGGAGAAGAGGGCCAGGCGGCUGGCCAAGAAGGAGGCCAAGGAGAGGAAGAAGAGGGAGAAGAUGGGCUGGAGCGAAGAGUACAUGGGCUACACCAACGCCGACAACCCCUUCGGGGACAACAACCUGCUGGGCACCUUCAAGUGGCAGAAGGCCCUGGAGAAGAAGGGGAUCGGGCACCUGGGAGAGAAGGACCUGAAGGAGAGGAACAAGCGCAUCCAGGAGGAGAACCGCAGGGAGCUGCAGAAGGUGAAGCAGCUGCGGCUGGAGAGGGAGAGGGAGAAGGCCAUGAGGGAGCAGGAGCUGGAGAUGCUGCAGAGGGAGAAGGAGGCGGAGCAUUUCAAAACAUGGGCGGAGCAAGAGGACAACUUUCACCUGCACCAGGCCAAACUGCGGUCUAAGAUCCGGAUCCGGGACGGGCGCGCCAAACCCAUCGACCUGCUGGCCAAGUACAUCAGCGCCGAGGACGACGACCUGGCCGUGGAGAUGCACGAGCCCUACACCUUCCUCAACGGCCUGACCGUCACCGACAUGGACGACCUGCUGGAGGACAUCAAGAUCUACAUGGAGCUGGAGCAGGGGAAGAACGUGGACUUCUGGAGGGACAUGACCACCAUCACCGAGGACGAGAUCAGCAAGCUCCGCAAGCUGGAGGCGUCGGGGAAAGGGCCAGGGGACCGGCGCGAGGGCAUCAACACCUCGGUGAGCACCGACGUGCAGACCGUGUUCAAGGGCAAGACGUACAGCCAGCUGCAGGCCAUGCACCUGAGCAUCGAGACCAAGAUCCGCGCCGGGGGAUCCAACCUGGACAUCGGCUACUGGGAGAGCCUGCUGCAGCAGGUGCGGGUCUACAUGGCCCGAGCGCGGCUGAGGGAGAGACACCAGGACGUCCUGCGGCAGAAGCUGUAUAAGCUGAAGCAGGAGCAGGGGGUGGAGAGCGAGCCCCUCUUCCCCAUCAUCAAGGAGGAGCCGGAAGCCGAGGAGCCUGUUACCGCUGCAGAGGAAGCGGACGCUGAGGAAGCAGGACCCUCCUCCUCCUCACCUGGUGGGGCCGCCAAGGGGCAGGAGGGGGAAGGCGAGGGAGGGAAGGGCGAGGAAGGAGAGAAGGGCGAGGAUGAGGAGGAGGGGGAGGCUGAAGGGGCGGAGGCGGUGCUGACGGAGGAGGACCUGAUCCAGCAGAGCCAGGCGGAGUACGACUCGGGCCGGUACAGCCCGCGCCUCCUCCUGCCCUCCGACCUGCCCCUGGACACCCACACCAUCGACCCCGAGGAGGACCGCACCCGGGUGCACCUGGCCCGCCGGCAGAUGCAGGUCACGGGCGACGCCAGCGAGAGCGCGGAGGACGCCUUCGUGCGGCGCGCGCGGGAGGGCAUGGGCGGCGACGAGGCGCAGUUCAGCGUGGAGCUGCCGCUCACCGGCAAGAUGUACCUGUGGGCCGACAAGUACCGGCCGCGCAAGCCGCGCUUCUUCAACCGCGUGCACACGGGCUUCGAGUGGAACAAGUACAACCAGACGCACUACGACUUCGACAACCCGCCGCCCAAGAUCGUGCAGGGCUACAAGUUCAACAUCUUCUACCCGGACCUGAUCGACAAGCGCUCCACGCCGCAGUACUUCCUGGAGCCCAGCCCGGACAACCGCGACUUCGGCGUCCUGCGCUUCCACGCGGGGCCCCCCUACGAGGACAUCGCCUUCAAGAUCGUCAACCGCGAGUGGGAGUACUCGCACCGCCACGGCUUCCGCUGCCAGUUCGCCAACGGCAUCUUCCAGCUGUGGUUCCACUUCAAGCGGUACCGCUACCGGCGGUGAGCGGGCCGAAGGCUGAGGGGGAAAUGGAGGCGGAGCCUCGGGGGGAUUCCAGGCCCCUCCCCCACCACGACCUUUGCUGAAGGGGGAAAUGGUGGACUCCAGGCUCCUCCCAUUCCAGCUUUUGACAGUUGGGGCUACUGGGGGAUCCCAAGCCUCUCCCUCCCUGUAUAGCAUUUGUUGGGGGGGGGGGGGGGGGGGGGGGGGGCUGGCAGAAUUAGGCCCCUCCCACCACAACCUUUGCUGAAGGGGAAUGGUGGAUUCCAGGCCCAUCGCAUUACAGCUUUGACUAGUGGGGGGCUGGUGGCCUCUUAAGCCCCUCCCACUACUAGUUUUAUGGGUCUAGUGCUCACAUGUGAUGACGCCAUCUUGGCUCUUAUCGGGUACCGUAUGACCCCAGUUGUAAGAACCACCACCAUUUUGAACAUGCUUAGAGAAGUAAAUUACUGCAAAGCUGUUUUCUUUUGUUCUAAAAACUCAGUUUUGUUUCUGUAAACUGUGUUUUUUCUCCUGUUUGUGUUACUUUCUGACUUCUCUUUUUUAAUGGUGCAUUUAUAGAUGUUAAAUAAACGGCUUUCCCUGCGUGGA
Messenger RNA from Anguilla anguilla (European eel), 3420 nucleotides. It is a transcript of the gene cactin, whose product is annotated as cactin. Gene Ontology annotation, molecular function: protein binding. Gene Ontology annotation, cellular component: spliceosomal complex; cytoplasm. Bases 55 to 2835 code for a protein of 926 amino acids. The record is from RefSeq and is a predicted model, not a curated record. NCBI's taxonomy places the organism in Eukaryota, Metazoa, Chordata, Actinopteri, Anguilliformes, Anguillidae. Gene Ontology annotation, biological process: negative regulation of innate immune response; mRNA cis splicing, via spliceosome. The transcript is spliced from 10 exons.